Messenger RNA from Perognathus longimembris pacificus (Pacific pocket mouse), 1466 nucleotides. RefSeq names its product distal membrane arm assembly component 2 (gene Dmac2). The transcript is spliced from 6 exons. The coding region runs from base 39 to 806 and encodes 255 amino acids. The record is from RefSeq and is a predicted model, not a curated record. Lineage: Eukaryota; Metazoa; Chordata; Mammalia; Rodentia; Heteromyidae.
GAAUCCCCUCCCCUUCCCGUUUACGUAGACCAUGCAAGAUGGCGGCGCCCAGGGCGUUCCAGCGCCUGGUGGCCUCAGAAUGGAGUAAAAGUUCCAGAGGCCUCCACGGCCUGAGUGGGGUGGUGGCCCCAGAGAGCAAUCAGAACAAGAGAAGGACCGUCCUCCAAUUCCUGUCUGACUACUUCUACGAUGUGGAGACCCUGAGGGAGUACUUGUUCCAGAGGCAGAUGUUGAAGGUGCACAGGAAGAAUCGAUCCUUCCUCGCCAUGAAGGGGAGCUUUGGCCCCUAUGUCACGGGUGCCUACUUUGUCCUGAAGCUGGGAGGUGCAGUCAAGUUUCAGGGCCAAGAGUGGAUCCGGCCCGGCAAGCGUGGCCAGAUCUCCCCCUCGCUGUGGAAUCUGCACUCCGUCCCCGUGGAGGCCGUGGAUGCCAGCGACUGCGUCAUCAACUACGAAGGCCUGGACCACAUCCUGCUCCUGAAGGAUCUCCGCUCCCUGUCCCUGCAGCGCUGUCCCCACGUGGACGACUGGUGCCUCGCGCAUCUCCACCCGCUGGCCGGCUCCUUGCGGGAGCUGUCGCUGGCCGGGUGUCCCCGCGUCUCCGAACGGGGCCUCGCCUGCCUCCACCACCUCCAGAACCUCCGCAGGCUGGACAUCUCGGACCUUCCUGCUGUGUCCCACCCCGGCCUCACUCACAUCCUCUUGGAGGAGAUGCUGCCACACUGCGAGGUGGUGGGGGCGGACUGGGCCCAGGACCUGCAGCCCAGGGACGCAGCCAGUCCCAUCCCUGGCCAGCCUUCAGCCUGAGGCGCACUCCAGCCAGACCUCAGAGGACAGCGCGGGACAGUAUGAUGUCUGAUGCUCACUCUGGCUUUGUGAGGUUUCCUCAAAGAGGGGUACUGGCAGAUCAGAGGAAGAGGGAGAGGAGAGAUGGGGUUGCUGGCCUCGCCUCCUGUCCCCUCUGUUGGGUUGUCUUUCCAGCAGAGCCACAGGCAGCUCUGUGGCUCCCCACACUUGCCCCCACCCUCGUCAAGUGGCUCCCCCAGAUUUUUCCCUUGAGCUAUCACUUGCAGGAAGCUUGAGCAGCACCAAGUGCACAGCCAGGUCCUUGUCUGUCUGCUCUGUGAAGAUGGAGCUGGGCUCUGGAAUGUUUCUUGGAUGUUGGAUGGCGCAGUGAGCUUGGUUGGGAAAAGGUGCUGGGGAACCAUUCAGGGAAUAGGCAUGAAGCCCCCAACACACCCAGCUUCUCAGGGCCUAGGGAGGUCCUCAGCCUUCUCUGACACUCCUACCUCGCUGCAUCUUGGGGUGGGGCGGGGGGGGGGUGGAGAUGAGGAGGACUCCAUAGUUCUCUGGAAUCCAGCUGGACUUCCAGCCAGUUCCGAGGCACUUUACUAAUGAAUCCGUCCUGGCUCCGAUUCACUGUUGAAGUCAGCAGUCCUUUAUAUUAAACUUUCCCUGUUCACAUUA